UAUUAUUAUAAGAACAUGCCACGAAUAUGGCCUCUCUCUGCCUAACCUUUUUCAAACUUGCAUGUCUUGAAAGACUUGGUUAUUUCUUUCUGAUCUCUAUCUCUCUCUGUCUCUCUCCACAGAGAUGAAUAUGGAAACUCCAGAAGUUUGCAACGGCGAGGGUGACGACGAUCAAAUCCCGCUCCCUGGAUUCCGCUUUCAUCCGACCGACGAAGAACUCGUCAGCUUUUACCUCCGUCGAAAAGUUGAGAAAAGACCCAUCAGCCUUGAACUCAUCAAACAAAUCGAUAUCUACAAACACAAUCCAUGGGACCUUCCUUAUGGAAGUAGUAAAGUGGGAGAUAAAGAAUGGUAUUUUUAUUGCAAGAGGGGGAGGAAAUACAAGAAUAGUAUAAGGCCAAAUAGAGUAACUGGGUCUGGAUUUUGGAAGGCCACUGGAAUUGAUAAGCCUGUUUAUUCCAAUGGAGGUGAAGGAAAUGAAUGCAUUGGCCUUAAGAAAACACUUGUUUAUUAUCGUGGAAGUGCUGGUAAAGGCUCUAAAACUGAUUGGAUGAUGCAUGAGUUUCGUCUUCCUCCUCCUAGUCCAACCAACAACCCUAAACUCCUCCAACCCAACUCCAAGAACUUUGCUCAAGAAGCGGAAAUUUGGACAUUGUGUAGGAUAUUCAAGAGAAAUGUGAGUGGGAGAAGAUAUGGAACAGGAAAUUGGAAUAACAAGCAAGCUGCAGCAGCAGCAACAGUAAUAAAAAAUCCUAUGACAGAAAAGAACAGUACAUUAAGGAUGUGCAACAAUGAUGAAAUUAUGGUGGGAUCAGCUGCUGAAAGAGGUAAUAAUCAUGGAGAAAUUAGUUACAUCAACUUCAGCUGUGAAUCAAUGAUUAUCCAAACUGAGAAGAAGCCACUACUUCUUGAUCCAAAUUACCUCAAUAACAACAACAACAACAAUCAUCAUCAUCAUCAAGAAUGGAAUAGCAAUAAUAACAAUAAUUAUGAUCAAUAUAGCAGUUGUUCUUCAAUGGACCCAUCUCCAGUUUCAAGUGGUAUUAUUUCACCUCCAAUUCCUUACCCCACAAAUCAGCUUGUGGAUGUCAAUGAUUUCUUCACUAAUAGCAAUUGGGAUGAGCUCAGAUCAAUGGUGGACAUGUUGUAGACAUCAGAUUAUUAUUGAUGAUCAUAUUCUCUUUCCAUUUUGUGUAAAUAUCACAUACACAAACACUCUUAAUCUUGGAGCUACCCCCAUCUCUACAAGGUACAGCCCCUGAUUGCUCUCAACAUAUCAUUACAUCAUUCCAAAGUAAAGGGCCAUUUCAGAAGAAGCAAAAAGGAUUAUUGGAUAUUUGGAAUUUUAUCAUGAGAUCAUUAGAUCAAUAAUCCAUUAUUUUCAGGAUUAAUCAAUCAUAUAGUUUACAUUAUAUAUAGCUGGGUUGAUUCCUCCUUGUGCAUAUAUAUUUAAUAUAUAGUCUUUUUAGAUAUAUCUCCUUGCUAUAUAUAAUCCAACAUGUUACAUGGGCUUUUUCAUUUCUUGUAACAAUCUAUAGUCUUUAGAUUGAUUUAGUUUAAUAUAUGAUUUUACUUCAUUUUUCUCAGCCUUUGUACAAUGAGUAUUUUUUUUUUUUCACUAUA
Benincasa hispida (wax gourd) is the source of this 1623-nucleotide messenger RNA. RefSeq names its product putative NAC domain-containing protein 94. The record is from RefSeq and is a predicted model, not a curated record. Gene Ontology annotation, biological process: regulation of DNA-templated transcription. Gene Ontology annotation, molecular function: DNA binding. NCBI's taxonomy places the organism in Eukaryota, Viridiplantae, Streptophyta, Magnoliopsida, Cucurbitales, Cucurbitaceae.